Molecule: messenger RNA, 390 nt
Organism: Monosiga brevicollis MX1
Lineage: Eukaryota; Choanoflagellata; Craspedida; Salpingoecidae
Exons: 4
Coding region: 1-390 (129 amino acids)
Biological process (GO): translation
Cellular component (GO): ribosome
Molecular function (GO): structural constituent of ribosome
Source: RefSeq, a predicted model, not a curated record
AUGGGUCGCGUUCGCACCAAGACCGUCAAGCGCGCUGCUCGCGUGAUCAUCGAGAAGUACUACACUCGUCUCACCAUGGACUUUGACACCAACAAGCGCCUGGUUGAGGAGUACGCCAUCGUGCCCAGCAAGCGCCUGCGCAACAAGAUCGCUGGUUUCAUCACCCACUUGAUGAAGCGCAUCCAGAAGGGUCCCGUCCGCGGCAUCUCCAUUCGCCUGCAAGAGGAGGAGCGCGAGCGCCGCGACAACUACGUGCCCGAGGUCUCGGCCCUCGAGCCCGGAGAGGAUGGCAUCGUCGUCGACAAGGAGACGGCCGAGAUGCUCAAGGCCCUCAUGCCCUCUCUCGACGUCAACGUCCAGGCCCCUGGCUCCAACAACCGUCGCCGAUAA